AAAGUGCCUCUGUUAUCUUCUCCUCGGUUUCUGCGAAUAGUCCCGUGAACCAGAACUUUCCGCAUGAAAGAUGGCCGGGAAUUCGAUCUUGCUGGCUGCUCUCUCUGUCCUCUCUGCCUGUCAGCAAAGUUAUUUCGCUUUGCAGGUAGGAAAGGCGCGAUCAAAAUACAAAGUUACACCCCCGGCAGUCUCUGGGUCACCAGAAUUUGAGAGGAUAUUUCGUGCACAACAAAACUGUGUGGAGUUUUACCCAAUAUUUAUGAUUACAUUGUGGAUGGCUGGAUGGUAUUUCAACCAAGUACACCAGACAAGUCUGGUGUACAUAUAUGUCCGUCACCAGUAUUUCUGGGGAUACUCAGAAGCUGCUAAAAAAAAGGUAAGGAACACCCAAGAAUUGAUCACUGGUUUCCGGUUGAGUCUGGGGCUUUUGGCCUUGUUGACUGUUCUAGGCACCCCGGGGAUUGCAAGCAGCUUUCUGGAUGAAUACCUGGACUUCAGUGUUGCCAAGAAACUGAGGCACUUCUAACGUUCCCCCCUCCCUUUGCUCAAAUGCUUGCAGAAGAUGUUUCCACUCUAAAGGUUAGAUGGUGCCACUUGUUCAAUUAAAAGAAGUAAGUCUCCUUUUUUUGAAAUGGCUUUGGAGAAACAUCCCCUUUAGAUUUUCCUGUUAGUUUAACAACUGAAGUUUGCUCUGAGGCGGGGGAUCCGUAGCAUCAGUGGAAGUGUGUUGAGCCCUGGUUUUAGAAGCACAUGCCAAAGUCAUGACUGCUGGUGUAGGGAGAAAGCAGCCUGACCUGUCUGUGUCUAGGGCUUUCCGUGGACCACUGCCAUCACUCACCUCUAAGACUGCUUCUCGAUGGAAAGUUCCAGAUAGAUGCUGAUAAGGCAGCUGAGCCCACUUCAUUAGUUGCAGGAAUGCAACAGUUGGUGAGGGAAGUCAGGCAAACACAUCAAGUAGCCAGAGAAGAGAGUCAUCAACUAACAGCACAAAGCACAUCUGGCUGUGAAAAUGGACUUUGUAACAAACAAAGGAAAAAGAAAAAAAAAAAGGUGUGUCAUUUUCAAGAAACCAUCCAGAGAAGAGUGCUCGGGGAAUAUCUUGCCCCUGGGCAGGGGAAGGAGGGUCAUGGUCAUGGCUGGAGAGCCUAGGCUGGGUUCCACUGCACUUCCCAUGCCACGUGGGGCUGGGGGCCUGCUGCUGUUGGACCCUGACGUGCAGUCACUGUCUGGCAAAAGGCAAAUGACCCUUCUUCACUUUCUUCAUCUGUAAAAUGGGAAUGAGUCUUCAGGGGCCUUAGGAGAAUGGAAUUAUGAGCAUAUAUAACUUUUUAGCAUCAGGAAAAGAGCUCUCUGUAAUUUUUCUAAAGAAAGUGUGACAGCCUUGAAUCUGGUGUAGGCAUCUCCAAGAAACUUUUUAUUGGGCCUUUUUUGGUGUGUGGGUACAAAGGCAGUUACAGAGGCUAUGAAUAAUAGAGAAAAAUAAAGGCAUUAAAACACUAGCGUUUCCAAAAUAGUAGGGGAGAAGACACGACAACCUCUUGCAUCCCAAAUACCUGGGCUAAAUACCCCAGAGUACACUGAGAACGACCAGUCUGGGAAUGGGGUAUCUGGACAUCAGCCCAGUUCCCCCACUAACUGGCUCUUUGACUCCGGAUAAGGCAGCUCACCGCAGAGGUCCUGCAGCAAAAGAAGUGAAGACUCCAGGGCCAGUCACACUAAUCCUGUUCUACCACUCGCUGGCUAUGCUACCACAGCCGUGUAGCUCUCUGCCUCAGUUUUUUUCUCAGGUAAAAUGGGGCUAAUAUUUUAAAAUGCUAUGAUUCUAUGGUCUUUUUACUUUUUAGUAUUUCAGUCAGUUAUAGUGACU
Balaenoptera ricei (Rice's whale) is the source of this 1867-nucleotide messenger RNA. It is a transcript of the gene MGST2, whose product is annotated as microsomal glutathione S-transferase 2. The coding region runs from base 71 to 526 and encodes 151 amino acids. The record is from RefSeq and is a predicted model, not a curated record. The transcript has 5 exons. Gene Ontology annotation, cellular component: nuclear envelope; endoplasmic reticulum; membrane. Lineage: Eukaryota; Metazoa; Chordata; Mammalia; Artiodactyla; Balaenopteridae. Gene Ontology annotation, biological process: leukotriene biosynthetic process. Gene Ontology annotation, molecular function: glutathione transferase activity; glutathione peroxidase activity; enzyme activator activity.